Xenopus laevis (African clawed frog) is the source of this 2014-nucleotide messenger RNA. It is a transcript of the gene tbc1d20.2.L, whose product is annotated as TBC1 domain family, member 20, gene 2 L homeolog. The record is from RefSeq and is marked provisional. Gene Ontology annotation, cellular component: endoplasmic reticulum membrane; membrane. Gene Ontology annotation, molecular function: GTPase activator activity; GTPase regulator activity; molecular function activator activity. NCBI's taxonomy places the organism in Eukaryota, Metazoa, Chordata, Amphibia, Anura, Pipidae. Gene Ontology annotation, biological process: endoplasmic reticulum to Golgi vesicle-mediated transport; vesicle-mediated transport; Golgi organization.
GCGGGCCGGAAGGAGUUGGCGCUGUCUGAGUGAGGGGAGACCCGGCUGGAGCUGAGCGGAAUGAGUGGCCCCGGGGGGAGGCGGCGGAGACUGGGGCUCAGGGGAGGAGAGUCAUUGUCGUGGCGCAAGCAGAAAUCACUGCACAUACACAAAGCCCUGACCUCUGAUCCUGUGGAUAUUGAUGUGCUGAGGGGGGCAGCGCAGACUGACGGGGGGCUCUUAAGCCAGGAGAUCCGCAGAAAGGUCUGGCCCAAACUGCUCAGUCUCAAUGUCUUCCAUCUCCCUCCAAAACCAGGCCGCUGGGUGCGCUGCAAUCACCGAGAUUAUAACCAGGUUCAGAUGGAUGUGAGACGCUCGCUGAAACGCUUCCCUGCAGGGAUGAGUGAUGCAGAGCGCUCGGUGUUGCUGGAGCAGCUCACUGAUAUGAUUCUGUAUGUGCUGCAGUCUCAUCCUGACUUGCACUAUUACCAGGGUUUCCAUGAUAUCGCCGUCACCCUGCUGCUGACAGUUGGACUUCGACUAGGCACAGGCAUGCUCUCUACACUCUCCACUCACCACCUGAGGGAUUUCAUGGACCCCACCAUGGACAGGACCAAACACAUUCUGAAUUAUCUCAUGCCGCUGAUACAGAGUGAGAAUAGUGAGCUACACAAAUUCCUUUUAAGGUCAGAGGUUGGUUGUAUCUUCGCUCUCAGUUGGCUUAUCACUUGGUACAGCCACGUCCUCACUGAUUACCAGCACGUCCUGCGUCUCUAUGACUUCUUCCUGGCAACGCACCCCCUCAUGCCUGUCUACUGCGCUGCCCAGAUGGUGUUAAUGAGGGAGCAGGAGGUGCUGGCGUGUGACUGUGACAUGGCUAGUGUACACCAGCUCCUCUCCAAAAUCCCCACAAACUUCUCCUAUGAAUCUCUGGUCUCCCACAGCCUCCGCCUCUUCCAAAGGCACCCGCCAUCCCAGCUCAUGAAACAGGCUUCUCAGCACAAGCACAAAAGUUUUUCCGUUGCAUCAUUUCAUUCUCUCCAGAUCUCCAGCUCCACUCAGCGGCCAGACUUCAUUCUCCAGAGACAGUUGCAGUCGGAACCUCCUCGUUCUCUACCCCCUCGUGCACAGAACCCCCUAGUGAAACUUGCUGUGUGGGGGCUUUCUGCCUCAAUUGGGGCUGCGGCAUUUGCUGUGGCUCAGAGCGCCCUUGAACUGGGCCCCGAAUUUCUAAUGGGACUUUUCUGAGAAUCCAGAUUGGGAGGAUGAGCAGAAAGUGGAAUUUUCAUACCACCUCGUUCCCAUGAUUCCCUAAAGCAUUGCUUCCUGUUGUGCCCACCCUAAGCCAUGCCCUAGGUGUCCCAUCAGAAUACAUGUUGUGCCCGCUAUCCUGAAGGCACAAUGCUGGUACCACUCCAUACUGGGAACCUCCUGCUGGUACCACUCCAUAUUGGGAACCUCCUGCUGGUACCACUCCAUUUUGGGAACCUCCUGCUGGUACCACUCCAUAUUGGGAACCUCCUGCUGGUACCACUCCAUAUUGGGAACCUCCUGCUGGUACCACUCCAUAUUGGGAACCUCCUGCUGGUACCACUCCAUAUUGGGACUUCCAGCUGGAAGCACUGGAGUUACCUCAAUCACUGCAAUCCGUCAGACCAUUGCACUCCUGUUCCCAGCAUGCCUUGUGCAACUGCCACACAACUCUUUCAUAUUGGACUUGUGACACACACACAGUGGCAAUUGGUGCCAGGGCUACAGAAAGGGGUCCCACUGCUGCCGCUCCCAAACAUAAUAGGAAUCAGUGUAGUGGGGGGGUUUGUUCUUCAGUCAUCACUGUGCCCCCAAAAUAUCCUCACUGGUGCCAAAUACACAGGGAACACUAUGGGGCACUCACGAGUCACGUGGCAUCUCCUGCAUGGUUAGAGCUGCUUGUUUUUAAGGGAUAUGCCACCCCCCCCCCUUGUUCUCGGGGACAAUACUGGGGGGCACUUUUCUAUGUAUUUCUGGUAUAUUUAAUAAAAGAAAAAUCAGUGAA